This is a messenger RNA of Heterobasidion irregulare TC 32-1, 1419 nucleotides long. RefSeq lists its product as uncharacterized. NCBI's taxonomy places the organism in Eukaryota, Fungi, Basidiomycota, Agaricomycetes, Russulales, Bondarzewiaceae. The record is from RefSeq and is a predicted model, not a curated record. Gene Ontology annotation, cellular component: cytoplasm. The coding region runs from base 39 to 1160 and encodes 373 amino acids. The transcript has 6 exons.
AGUCUUCCCUCGAUCCAUUCACCCGCACCAACAUCGAAAUGUCUCUCCCUACUCGCAAGCUCGGCGGUAAGCAGGUCAACUCCAUUGGCUUCGGUGCCAUGGGUCUUUCUGUUGGCUACGGAGAGACGGGCUCUAUCGAAGAUCGUUUGGAGCUCCUUGACGCCGUAUACGCGCGUGGUUGCAAGUUCUGGGAUACGUCUGAUGCUUACGAAGAUAAUGAAGAGCUGAUUGGGAAGUGGUUUGCGAAGACGGGCAAGCGCAAGGAAAUCUUCCUCGCCACUAAAUUUGGUCUCGCGGACAAGACCCGCUUCCCCAACGGCGACCCUGACUACGUGAAGGUCGCUUUCGAAGAUUCCCUCAAGAAGCUGCAGACCGAUUACGUUGACUUGUACUACCUUCAUCGCGGUGACCCGAAGGUCCCGAUUGAGAAGACAAUUGCUGCCAUGGCCGAGCUCGUGAAGGAGGGCAAAGUCAAGGCUAUCGGUGUCUCUGAAAUCUCUGCUUCCGCUCUCCGUCGCGCGCAUGCCAUCCACCCUAUUGCCGCGCUUCAAGUGGAAUACUCACCUCUCUGUCUUGACGUUGAGUUCGAGAAGUUGAACCUUUUCGCCACCGCAAAGGAGCUUGGCAUUGCUAUCGUCGCCUACUCCCCACUCGGUCGCGGCCUCCUCACGGGGUCUUUCCGCAAAGCGGAAGACGUGCCAGAAGGUCAUUACGCCAAGUACAUUCCCCGUUUCAAUGCGGACAACUUCCCAAAAAUCGUCAAGUUGGCCGAUGAGUUUGCAGAGAUUGGCAAGAAGCACAAAGCCUCGUCUGGUCAGGUCGUGCUCGCAUGGCUGCUUGCUCAGGGCGACAACGUCUUUGUCAUUCCUGGUACCAAGAAGGUCAAGUACCUUGAAGACAACUUGGGCGCCGCGAAGGUUACUCUCACAAAAGACGAGGUCAAGCAGCUCCGCACUCUUGCCGAAGAAAUCCACAAGACGGCCCCUGGAGAGCGGUAUCCCGGCGAGUUCAACGACCUGUCCUUCAUCGACACACCAGCGCUCGCUGAGGGCGAGAAAGUCGAACCCGUCGUCGUCGCCUCAUCCGCGUCGCCCAGUGGCUCGUCGUGGAAGAAGAGCAUCUCGAAGAAGUUCAAGAGAAUAUCGAAGGUCUUCAACUGACGUGCCGCCUGUUCCGCGCGCCGCGCAAGGGAGGCGGUAGGGGAGCAUUAUACCCGGCGAUAAUCCACGUCAUCAUCUCUCGCUCGUUGGUUGAUGGAGCUUUUGAUUGAUGCUUCGGCUGAUACCGUUUUAUACCACGUAUUCUCGUCUCAUAGUGCUAAUUCAAUAGUGUUACUUUUCCAAACUUCAGUGCACAAUGUUCAAACCGUGUCCGAGGGAUGCCGAAACUACAUUCAAUUGAUCUCGGUUUCGAUUCCGA